Paramuricea clavata is the source of this 339-nucleotide messenger RNA. NCBI's taxonomy places the organism in Eukaryota, Metazoa, Cnidaria, Anthozoa, Malacalcyonacea, Plexauridae. The record is from the annotation of a GenBank genome assembly.
AUGAGUCGUGAGUUUGAAAUACAUAUCUCUGUACAUGUGCUAAAUGAAGCACGUCGAGGUGAUUACGACCUCUAUAAAAUAGGGUACGAAGUAUGCGACAAUGAUAAAUCCAUUAUUUUUACACCUACCAUAUUUCAAGAAGCGUUUGCAGCUUUCACCCACGAUACAGAUGCUAUAUAUAAAGUGGAUCCAGAGACGUUACGUCGCAGAUUGGAUUACUUUCAAUUUGAAUCGGUAGUACCGCCAGACGUGGUGACUAAAAUUGAAAAUAUCAUCAAAUAUAUCGAACGACAUUGGGACGACGACUAUAUCGGCGUAACUAUUGUAUAUGCAGAAUGA